Molecule: messenger RNA, 3470 nt
Organism: Ylistrum balloti
Lineage: Eukaryota; Metazoa; Mollusca; Bivalvia; Pectinida; Pectinidae
Product: thiosulfate:glutathione sulfurtransferase-like
Exons: 4
Coding region: 72-626 (184 amino acids)
Cellular component (GO): mitochondrion
Molecular function (GO): thiosulfate-cyanide sulfurtransferase activity
Source: RefSeq, a predicted model, not a curated record
CUGUCAUUUCACAGCUGCCAGUGAGAGAGGCUGGAGCUGAGGGUGGUUAAAAAGGAGGGAAUCUUAUCGAGAUGGCAGGAGUUUCGUCAACAUUUCGUCUUUUGCAACGGAGACAGCUAUCGAAUAUUUCGAAUUUCAUCAAGAAACAGAGUAAUUUUGCAGCUGUUCGUGUGUCCACACCUAAAGUAAAAGUUUUGGCGACAUUACACGGAAAAGGAUCAAACGUGGAAGGACAGAAAGAUUUUCGGCGCCAUGACAGUAACUGUGCAAAGAGGACAGACUUGAAUUUUGACGAUAUCCUAACACUCCUGGGUAAUGGGAAUUUACAGCUAAUUGAUGUGAGGGAACCCAAUGAGCUGGCCCAACAGGGAGAGUUUCCCUCUGCUCUCAAUAUACCACUGGGACAAUUGGAAUCGGCCCUCAACAUGGCUCCACACACAUUCAAGGCUUUGUACGGUUGUGACAAGCCUGAUCUCCUCGAUGACAACAUUGUAUUUGCCUGUUACGCUGGCAUUAGGAGUUUGAAAGCCAUGAGUAUAGCUCAUGAAAUUGGUUACUUGAAGGCUAGACAAUACACAGGAGGGUUUAAAGAAUGGCUGGAGAAGACCGAGGAGAUCACUAAUUGAUUGGUCUAUGUGUUGAUGGUUGUACUGGGCUGGUGUGUGAUAUAUACAUAACAAUUAGUAUAAUAAAACCAUCUGUAAAUCCUGUCAGGACAGCUUAACAAAAAAUAUAGCUCAGCAAAAUAGCUCAGCAAAAUAGCUUUUACAUGGGAAGGUCAUAAAUUCCUCAAUAUCAGCACGCACUAACAUUUCAAUUGUUUUCUCGUUAUAAUCACUGUCAGUUACUUUCAGUGACCUUAAAUAAAUGUACUGAUAUGAAAGAUUCCACUACAAAACAAGAUAUAGACUGAACAAGUCUCUGAUGAUCACAGACAUGGCAUGGUUUGGGUCUUCAGCACAAUUAUUGGAUGAAUUUUAUCUUAUAAAUGGUCCUUAUUUUAACACGAAUUUGAGACCAUGAUGAAUGGUCAAUACUACAUAUAGUACAUGUCCUUUCACAGUUUUUUUUUUCAUUCCAAUUCAUGACUUGCAAUUUGUGGCCUAAACAUUUGAGCAAAGUUGGGUUUUUUGUUUUCUUUAUAUACUAGUUUUAAAAUUGGAUAAUGAAAGCCAAAACUUACUUGACUGCAUGUAAUUUUUAUUGCAAGUCUGAAUUGUGAGCUUGAUGGUUACAUUUUGACAAGGCCUUAAGUUCUCGUAAGGACAAAACCCAGAUGUUCAUUUUUUUGUUUUGGUACUCAGAAAAUGUGUUGCAAUAUAUACAAAAUUUCAAUAGUUUGAUGCAGAAACUUUUCAAGAUGUUUUGAAAAUAAUUUUGUGGUGAAAUCAGAAAGAUGCCAUAAUUUAUGUUCUUUUUCUUUCUUUUCGUGAAGAAGAUGAAGUAUGUGGUUUGUUGUUUAUUAUGCAUAUCUCUAAAACCUCUCUUCCUAAAGAACAUGCCAGUUACAAAAGAGUUAUCUCCCUUGUACUUUGUGAGAAAACUUUCUUCCUGAAGAACAUGCCAAUAUCCAAAGAGUUAUCUCCCUUAUACAUUUUAACACAGACUUGGAUAUAGAUAUAUAUUUAAGUCCAUGAUAUUGGUGUGUUGAUUUUAGUCACGAGGUGUUCAAAUGUUUUGAUCUGUUCCAUCACUAUGUUUACUGUGUGUGAUUAUUUGCUUCAGUUUUUUCCCCCACAUACUCUAUCAAGUUAUAUAAAAAUCCCACAAAGAAGAUUUCGAGCCAAAGAAUGAAAUUUUUAUAAAAAGUGUUUUGAUUACUUAGUCGUAUGAAAUUGGAUACAACACGUGAUGUAGCCAGGCCAUUAUUUGCUCAGAUACUUGUUCUUUAUUCAAGCACAGUUUUUUUGAUGUCUGACGGUGAUGUAUAUAGGCCAUUUACUAUAGGUGUAGAUUCUUCAUUUUAUCCCUAGAUAAACACUUGUACAGUGAUCAAUCUGCAAGUUAUUUUCUUGAGUCCUUUUCAACUUCAUUGCUAAAAACAAUGGGUCCCCCAAUGUAAAAUUCUAUAUCCCAUCAACAUUUGAUUUGGACAGGACUCGGGUAAAUUUAUCAGUGCUUGUGUCUACAUCACUGAGAAGACCCUGGUGUUAGAGUCAACAGUUUCAAGGAAAUAUGUGUGUCUUUAUCAAAUAGUUUUCUCAAAUUGAUUUGCUCUGUGUAACUCAUCAUAUCUUCAUUGGCAGGCAGUUAGAAAUUGUUUUGUUGUCCAUUUAGAAUUGAUUCCAGUUUUCUGUGGUUUCAUGAUCAGUAUUAUAAUAUUAUUGUAGAGUCCCUGGUUUGAUGUUGAAGGUCAUAGAAAGGUCAUAUAGAUAUUAAUGAGAAGCUUUAUUGUUGUUUCUGUCAGACUUUUUAUACCAAUUUAUAUUACAAAUGAUAUUAUGUCAUAUCUUGUUUGUCUCCCAUAUUGCCGUCAAACUAAUAUAUACUGUAAUGCUAGAAUUCAAUUCCAUAUGGAAGAUAUGCAAUUGAAAAAAAUUGUCAUAAAAUGGGACCAAUCUUUGUUACUCUUGAAAUAACCUGUUUCUGAUUAAUUGAAUGCUGUUUUCAGAAAGAGUUGCUAGCAUUCUUUAGUUAAGGAAGACAGUUGAGUUGUUCACGUAUAUAGAGGUUUUCCCUCAAUGGGCUUGUGGUGGGGAUAAUUCUGAAUGUUAUCAUAGAAAGCUGCCUUUAUAUACAAUAUAUUCAUAUGUACUGAAGGUCUAUUUGUGAUGGGAGUUUUCAGAUUUUAAGCUGUAUGAUGCUAACUUGGUGCCUGAUCUGAUGUCUGCUAUUUAUGGAGAUUUGGUGCCAGUAUUAUUCCAAAUGUUCUUUGUGAAUAGAACAUUAAUGCAAUAUGUCUGAUUAAAUAAACAUUAAAAUUAUUCUGUCCAUAUAUGUACAUUGUAUAUGUACAAUUCCCGUACUAGAUUGGGGGGUUGGGGUUGGCAGUGUUGAGUAAAAUUGUUUGUGAAUCUGUUGAUUAAGUUUGUUAUUGUCCUAUUGUAAUGGGGUUUUUUUUAUACAAAUGUGUUUUUAUUUAUUUUCUUGUCAUAUGCAUAUUAACUGUCAGCGUGCAAACCAAUGUCUCAUGAGAUCCAAUGUGUCACAAGCUUCAUUUCAACAUUUCAUUUUGUAUAAUUACCUGAUCUACUUAUCUAGAAGUUCCUUGUACUUGUCUCUGUUAACCACAUCAGCACCCUGUGGUGAUAUUUUGUUGUAUGAACUAUUCUCUCUAUCAUUUGGUGUCUUUUUGUAAGGACUUGUACAGUUAUACCUUGUUAACAUGAUCACCUUAUAUGGUAAAUUGAUAAUUACCUGUACUCAGCAUUCUGUAAACAAAACAAAGUGUACUCAACAAACAUUAUAUAAUUACUGCAUUGAUAUGUUUAAAUGUGAAUGUGUAUUUUCAAAUAAAUUUGUUAAUAAUA